AUGCAAGGACUACCACACAGCUGUGACGGCCACACCCACGACACGGAAGAUGAUGAUUUGGGACAAUCGCUUCGACCUCAGAUUGAUUUUGCGUUGGUGACUUGCCUCAAUGAAGAACUGCCGAAUGCUGGAAAGUCCGUUUUGAAGUUGCACGAAGAUCGACUGAGCCCAGAACCUUAUUUGAAAUCCAACGAGGACGAUCCGGAACUCUUGUUGCACAUUCCGUUUACCGAAGCGGUAACGGUAAAGACGAUUGCCUUACGAACCCACGUUCCUGAUGGAAUUGAAGGGGCAGCGCCUCGAACUCUCAAGUUGUUUACCAAUCGAGAUGACUUGGAUUUUGACACGGCAAGGGACAUGGAAGCCCAAGGCACUUUGGAAUUAGUCCCACCCGAACAUUUUGUAGAAGGAACGAUCGAUUAUCAGCUUCGACCGGGUGGACGCUUUCAGAAUAUUUCCAGUUUGACCAUAUUUGUACAAGACAACUUUGAAUUUGACAAUGCUGAUGUCUCCACCUUGUUAUCCUAUGUGGGAAUCAAGGGCCGAGGCAGUGGCCAAAAACGCAUGGCAGUCGAGACAGUCUACGAAACGAGGGGUAUGAAGAAGGAUCACAAGGUCAAGGGAGAAUUUGGUGCCCAGCAAAUGCUUUAA
Messenger RNA from Cylindrotheca closterium, 651 nucleotides. NCBI's taxonomy places the organism in Eukaryota, Bacillariophyta, Bacillariophyceae, Bacillariales, Bacillariaceae. The record is from the annotation of a GenBank genome assembly.